Messenger RNA from Notodromas monacha, 293 nucleotides. The record is from the annotation of a GenBank genome assembly. Lineage: Eukaryota; Metazoa; Arthropoda; Ostracoda; Podocopida; Cyprididae.
UUGGCCCAUCCCACGAUGGAACAAUUAAGCCUAUUUUCGAAGAACGACUCCUGCAAAUGGGAGUUUGGCUGAGAGUCAACGGCGAAGCAAUUUAUCAUUCCAAACCAUGGUUGCAUCAAAACGACACGGAGGUGUCAGAUGUUUGGUACACGAAAAGAACUUUCGAAGAUGGUUCCGAUAAAGUGUACGCCAUUCUUCUUGACUGGCCAGCAACCGGGACGCUGGUGCUGGGAGCGCCAAAAUUUUGCACGAAUACAAUCGUGAAUCUGCUCGGGUGGCCACAACCGAUCACG